This is a messenger RNA of Protopolystoma xenopodis, 276 nucleotides long. The record is from the annotation of a GenBank genome assembly. Lineage: Eukaryota; Metazoa; Platyhelminthes; Monogenea; Polystomatidea; Polystomatidae.
AUGGGGCUGGCGAGGGAUUUGGUCACAGUGGUAGGCAUCAGAUCAUCCGAGGUACGUCUGUGUUCGUGUGCUGCUUACAUGAGGGCAGACACAACCAGAGGGAGGGUGAUGCGUCGAAGACAGUUCAUGCCUUAUCUGUCCUCACGACGUACAGAUCAGGCCAAUACCGGCCUGCAGGCUCCAGCAUUUUCCCAGUUUCCCUGCAGCAAGUUGAUGCGAAUAAAGGGGGCCUUGAGGCUGCUGCCAUUUCCGAGCUCUGCUCUUCGGUCAAGUUGA